AUCGAAAAGCCGCUGGGCCGAGCGCGAAUUCCGCCAUGGCGUUCGCGCUUGUGCCUGGCCACCCACCGCUUGCAGGCCAUGUGCGAAGUCUCUUCACGUCGGCUGUAAGAUGGAGAUCCAGGUCCUGGGGCGUGUUCGGGACUUCCCGACGAGCUGUGGUGCCCUUGUUGCCUGAAGGCAUGGAUCCAAGAGGCCGGCACCACUGUGGACCCCAGCAAUUCAUCGGGAAGACUCCUGAGCAGAUUGUUGAGAGGUUCAAGGAUCCAGCCACAUUUCCCUGGUACCGGGUGCCAGAGGCGUUGCGCCGGCGGCGCUUUGAGGAGCUUUGGCAGCUGGCGCAUCGUUGUGGCUACAAGUCGGCCUUACAGGCAGUGCAAACCAUCACCGACGCUCCUGGUCCGCAGCAGGCAAAUGCGGCUGAAGGUGUCAAGCAACGAAUGGGCCGCUCCCGGCUCCGUGCCUUGCGGAGCGGUGUGCCGGCAGCGCCUGCGUAUGGCAAGGGUCCGCGUUCAACGCUGGACGACUAGAUAUUGUUGUGCGAAAGAAACU
Messenger RNA from Effrenium voratum, 549 nucleotides. NCBI's taxonomy places the organism in Eukaryota, Dinophyceae, Suessiales, Symbiodiniaceae. The record is from the annotation of a GenBank genome assembly.